Cicer arietinum (chickpea) is the source of this 2713-nucleotide messenger RNA. RefSeq lists its product as uncharacterized. Gene Ontology annotation, biological process: glucosylceramide biosynthetic process. Gene Ontology annotation, molecular function: ceramide glucosyltransferase activity. The record is from RefSeq and is a predicted model, not a curated record. NCBI's taxonomy places the organism in Eukaryota, Viridiplantae, Streptophyta, Magnoliopsida, Fabales, Fabaceae. Gene Ontology annotation, cellular component: membrane.
AAGCAUCAUAGAAUAAUUUAGGAUCAUACACACAUUAAUGUUUUUGGAUUCUCAGCAACAUCCUAUAGUUUUACAAAAAAAAAAAAAACUAAAAAUAACAAACUAUUUUAAGCUUGUGUUUUAAAACACACACAUACACCCUCUCUCUCAUUAUUCAAGAAUAGAUAUAUAGAUAAUUGAGAAUUCAAAGAGAGAGAGAGAGAAGAAUGAGUUGUGGUGUUAUGUUGAUUUGUGUUGUGUGGUGAAAAACUGAAAAUGAAAUAGAAAUAGGCUUAACUCAAUGAAUGAACAAUUUCUCCUUGUGUUUGUGAUGUAAGAAUCAAAGAAGAAUUGUUUCAAAUAAUUAACAAAACAAAAAAAGAGAAAAGAAGGGUCACUUACAAUUUCAAUGCCUUCCUUAGACUCUCUUGAUUCCUUCCUCUUUUCUCUUAUCAAAGACUUCUCUUCUCCUUUCGGAAUUUUUGUUCAAAUUCAGGGAUGUGUAAUUUGCUUACUCCUAGCUUUUGGGUGGGCUGCAGCUGCUUAUGUUAGGAGAAGAGAGAUAAAGAGAAUAAAGAGGAGUAUUCAUAAUGGCAAUAGCUUUGCUUUCAUUUGUCAAGAUAUCAAUGAACUUGAACACUCUAAUCAAGUCAAUUUGCCAAGAGUAACAAUAAUUAUGCCUCUAAAAGGGUUUGGCGAACACAAUCUCCACAAUUGGAGGACUCAGUUAACAUCUCUUUAUGGUGGCCCUUUAGAAUUUAUUUUAGUGGUAGAAAGUAUAGAAGAUCCUGCUUACCAUGCUGUUUCAAGACUAAUAUCAGAAUUUAAGGAUUCUGUUGAGGCUAGGGUGCUUGUAGCUGGUUUGUCAACAACUUGUAGUCAAAAAAUUCACAAUCAAUUGGUAGGAGUGGAGUCCAUGCAUAAAGACACCAAAUAUGUGUUGUUUUUGGAUGAUGAUGUUAGACUACAUCCUGGUUCAAUUGGAGCUCUCACUCGUGAGAUGGAAAAGAAUCCCGAGAUAUUUAUUCAAACUGGAUAUCCUCUUGAUUUGCCAUCUGGAAGUUUAGGCAGUUACUGCAUCUAUGAAUACCAUAUGCCUUGUUCAAUGGGAUUUGCAACUGGUGGAAAAACAUUCUUUUUGUGGGGAGGGUGCAUGAUGAUGCAUGCUGAAGAUUUUAGGCAAGAUAAUUGUGGUGUAGUAUCAGAACUUAGAAAUGGUGGAUAUUCUGAUGAUAUGACUCUUGCAGCCAUAGCUGGUGCUCAUAAAAAGCUAAUUUCUUCGCCUCCGGUUGCCGUCUUUCCUCAUCCUCUAGCAAGUGAUCUUAAUUUUGGAAGAUACUGGAAUUAUCUGAGGAAACAAACUUUUGUGUUGGAGUCAUACACGACGAAAGUUAACCGUGUGAUGAACCGCGCAUUAUUCGCUGUUCACUGUUAUUUGUCAUGGGGAUUUGUAUCGCCGUACGUUAUGGCGAUAAUUCAUGUUGCAGCAGCACUACAAUCUCACUUUAAGGGUUACUCACAUGAGGAAAUAGCCUACACUUCUGGUGGGUUAUCUUUGGUGUACUUCUUAGCUUUUUGCACUUUUCUUGAGCUUCUUUCAAUGUGGAACUUGACAAGGAUAGAAGUUCAACUUUGCAAUUUUUUGUCACCUGAAGCAUCCCCACUUUCUAUUGCUAACUAUAAUUGGUGUCUUGUUUUCAUUGCUAUGUUGGUGGAUAACUUUCUAUAUCCUUUAUCUGCAAUUCGUUCUCAUUUCUCUCAAUGCAUUAAUUGGUCUGGUAUCAUAUACCAUUUGAAAGAUGGAAAAAUCAACAAGAUAGAUAGGACUCCAACAACCCAAGAUAGCGUUCCAGUUUUCACAGACUUGGGAGGAAAACAUUUAUAUGGAAGGAAAGGGUUUCCUACAAAAGGCUCAUUCCUUAGUUCAUUGUCCAAAAGUUUCUCACAAUGGCGUCAACCAAAGAGAUCUGAAUAACUAUGAAAAAUGGCUUCAUUUUUUUCAGCAUACAAAGUUUGUGAUUGAUUGAUUCUUUAGUUUGGUAGAAUCCUAGUUACAUAUUUUUUUGUUAUUAAUUUUCUAUCAUAGUUCUGUAAUUCAUGUAUUAUAUAAUCAAUAAUCACUAAGUGUACAGAAAGUGGUUAAGUGUACAUACAGUUAGUGAUUCAAAUUCAAUUUUUAUGAUUCCAUGUUUCUGUUUCACAUAAUAUUCUCUGAUGGAUUUUACUUAACGCGUGUUUGGUGUUAAGUUCAUGACUUCAAUCAUGCGUCUAACUCUUUUUCACCGCAAAUUGUAGAAACUCCAAAACUAAGCUUCUGCUGCAAGUUGAAUUUUCACUGUGAUUUGGGUGAACAGAAGCAAACAUAGGCUUAAACAAUGCAUUUUGUAAGUUUCAGCAAUUAUAAGACAAAACAUGCAAUUACCUGGAUAAUCUUAUGUUCAUAAUGAAGCACUUGUUAAUGAGAAUGGUUUAAGACUUGAGGAAAAAAAUCAUAUACAUUGAAUUUUUUCUUCUAACUAAACUCUAAUGUUCCUUCAAACCGACCAAUGCGACUGAGAAACUGCAAACGUACAAAUGAAUCCAAAAUAUUUUUAGAGUUCCUUCGAGGCAAACGUACUUUUGGACUAAAACUUAAGUUAGCAACGGAAAUCCAAACAUAGUACUAGCUAUUGCUCCAAGUCUCCAACGUAGAAGUCCUCAAUCAUGUCAAAGACUCGAGUUGCAUGUUGUGGCC